This is a messenger RNA of Onthophagus taurus, 780 nucleotides long. NCBI's taxonomy places the organism in Eukaryota, Metazoa, Arthropoda, Insecta, Coleoptera, Scarabaeidae. The record is from RefSeq and is a predicted model, not a curated record.
CUUUGGAAUGCAGUAUUAUACAGUCAAACGAAAAUGAUCGACAAUUAUUGAUGGUUACACAACGCGAUAAUUUGAGAAAUCAAAAAUUAUCAUAUCAACUAGAUGAAGCAAGAAACGAAAAUAAAUUAUUGUUGAAUGCUCUUCAAUUAAACAAAGAUAACAAUAAAGAUCCUUCAAAAUCACGCACUCAGAUGGAUUUCACAUCUUAUUCAACAGUAAGUUUGGUUCAUCUUCAAUAUAAAUACGAAGAAUUAUCGUCGAGUCACGAAGGUUUAUUGAAAGUGCUCGAUUCAAAAGUGAAGGAAUGCCAAAAAUGUUAUCGUGAAAAUGAAGAAUUAAGGGAUGAAAUUCAAAAUCUUAAAAUACAAAUUGCCGAAAAUAUAAGAACGAUUAAAACGUUAUGUGAUAAAUAUAUGAAAUUAAAAGGGCGCAAAGAUUUGAAAAUUUUCUUUUAAGAUUUCUAGUUUGAGAUAUGAAAGGGAUACUUUAAAAAUGGUGCACAGUCGUCUCGUUAAUUUGCUUAAUCAGAAAUAUUAAGAAGAUUUAAGGAUUUUUUUUAAGAAGUAGUAAUGUGGAAACAAGACAUACGUUUUAUUAAACCAGAAAUUAUUUUUUUAAGUACAAUAUUUAAUUGGUACAAUGUGUGCUGUCGUAACAAAUUCUUAACAGUAUAUGAAAAUAUCUAUCACAGUCUGAUUACGUUCUGAUGAGAUCUCUAUCAUUUAAGGUGGAAUUGUUUGUAAACCUAAACUUUCAUUGAAUAAACUUGUAAUAUCCAAA